This is a messenger RNA of Scomber japonicus (chub mackerel), 1586 nucleotides long. It is a transcript of the gene ptpmt1, whose product is annotated as protein tyrosine phosphatase mitochondrial 1. The transcript has 4 exons. Gene Ontology annotation, biological process: protein dephosphorylation. Bases 137 to 709 code for a protein of 190 amino acids. Lineage: Eukaryota; Metazoa; Chordata; Actinopteri; Scombriformes; Scombridae. Gene Ontology annotation, molecular function: phosphatidylglycerophosphatase activity; protein tyrosine/serine/threonine phosphatase activity; phosphatidylinositol-4,5-bisphosphate 5-phosphatase activity. The record is from RefSeq and is a predicted model, not a curated record.
ACAUGAGCUGCAGAUCAUAACUGCUUCAUCAUUUAUGUGUGUCGGGAUACACAGACACAACAACAGCGUGUGGUAAUGCAACACUAAGAGUUUGAAAAGGCUCUACUAUUAUUUUUUAUUUUUAUUUUAAUUUUACAUGUUGUCGUCCAUUAACUCAGCCAUGUCUGGAGCUUUAGCCAGGCUGCUCUUCUACCCGACUUUAGCCUACAAUGUGGUCAUGGAGAAGGUGUCGUCCAGGCGGUGGUUUGACAGAGUGGACGGGACUGUGAUCCUGGGAGCCCUGCCCUUCAGAUCCAUGACAAAACAGCUGGUAGAAAAACAAAAUGUCCGAGGCGUUAUCACCAUGAACGAGAAAUAUGAGACCAAAUAUUUCUGCAACUCUGCUGAGGAGUGGCAACGUGUCGGCGUGGAGCAGCUGAGGCUGAGCACCGUCGACCUGACCGGCGUUCCCAGCCUGGAGAACCUGCACCGAGGCGUGGAGUUCGCCCUGCGGCACAGAGAGAGAGGGACCAGCGUGUACGUCCACUGUAAGGCCGGACGCUCCCGCAGCGCCACGCUGGCUGCUGCCUACCUCAUACGGGUGCACUGCUGGACUCCAGAGGAAGCCUGUCAGAAGCUGGCGUCUGUUCGACCACACAUCCUGGUGCGCUCCGCUCAGCUGGAGAUGCUGAGGAAGUACCACCAGCAGGUGUGCGGACAGUCCGGCUGAGACCACUUCCUGUUUCCUACAGCGGCUGCGGAAGACUGGACUCAGAGCCUCAUCUCAAGUCCACAGUGACAUGAAACAACUUCCUCCACAUCAUACUGAACACCAGUGGUCACCUGCAUGUUUUAGGUAGUAGCUCCACCUGAUUCUAAUAAUUAACUCGUUAUUAAGCUUUCUGAUGAGUUUCAGCUGCUUGAUAACGAGCUGAUCGUUACAAUCAGGUGUGUUAGAGUGGAGAGAUACCUGAAACAUGCAGGGUGUAGCAGCUCAAACAGGAGCAGGGUUGGAGAUCACUGAAGAGUAAAUGCUGAAACUGAUUAUUCUAAAAAAGUUUUAAAUCAUUCUUUAUAAUAGCAGAUUUUUAUUAGUUAAUUCACAAUAAAUCAGUAAGCUGAAAUGUUUAUUUUUAUAGACGUAUUAUCAUGAAGGUUGACCCUGAGACCCUCAUCACUUUUUCCUUCAACUCCUCCGUUUCCUGAUUAUGGCUAAAAAACAAAUUAAUUUUAUUUUUGGAAUUAUUGAAGCUCAGACAAAAAGUAACUUCCCUUUAAUAUUCCAACACUGCAAUAUUGUUUUUUUUGUGGUUUAUUCAUAAAAACACUCCCAAGUAUCUGACUUUGCUUUUGGGUUGCAACAAAGACAUCAUAGAGCAUCAUUCAGCAUUGAAGUGGUUGCUGUGUAAAAUGGAAAGCUUUUUAUUUCAGUUUCUUAUUUUAUUUUUCCUCACAGCUGAAAAUAUUAUAACAGUUAAUUGUUGAAUAAAAUAUUUGUCAGAUGAAUGUGGUCUGAUGGUGUUUGAAUAUGCUGUGAUGUUCCAGUCAAAUACAUGUAUGUAUAUAUAUAUGUGUACGUAAAAGUUAAAAAUGAUGUGAAGACAUUA